Vanrija pseudolonga is the source of this 2130-nucleotide messenger RNA. RefSeq lists its product as uncharacterized. The coding region runs from base 1 to 2130 and encodes 709 amino acids. Lineage: Eukaryota; Fungi; Basidiomycota; Tremellomycetes; Trichosporonales; Trichosporonaceae. The transcript has 4 exons. The record is from RefSeq and is a predicted model, not a curated record.
AUGCCGUCGAGCGUCAGCGGCCUCGUUGCCGCGCUGCAGGACGGCAGCGCCGCCCCGACCGACGAGCUCGCGACCAAGCUCAUCCGCGGCUGGGUCUACGACCGCAUGCGGCGUGGACGGGGACGCAUCGACGUCGCGUAUGCACUGGACGAGGUGCAGUCGUCGAUCGGCCUCAACAAGUACGAAGUCGUCUUCAGCUCGGUGCGCGAGAUGUACCAGCUCCCCGCGCUCGGCGACGCCCCGCCGCCCGAGGCGCGCCGUCCCGCACCCCCGCCCCCGCCGCCGAUACCCAACAGCCCGAGGGGGAGCAACAGCACCGCGAGCGUGAUUGCCGCGCUGACCGAGCCGCACCCGGGCCGGCCAAGAAAUCUCAACGGAGACACUGCUCACGCAGCACCCCAAAGCUACGCUGCCGGCGUGCUCCGUGCAUACAUCGGCCCGCGCCUCGCCCGCUCCACGCCGCAGGAGAUGGGCCGCCGGUUGGAUGCAAUCGAACGCGUCAUGGAGUUUGAGGAGCGGCGGUUCGAGCACGCGUUCAUCGCCGUGCGGCACGAGUUCCAGCUGCCCGACUCGACCGUGUUCGCCGAGCACGCGAGCCAGAAGGUCGGCUCGCCAUCCCUCCCGCCCGGGGCGGCGCCGGCGGUGCUCGCGCGCCCGACAGUGUCGCGACAGCACUCGUCCCCGUCCAUGUCGGCGUCGGCCAGCCCGUCCCCGCCCCAGAGCUACGCGUUCCCCCCGCCCCUGCCGCGCUCCGGCUCGCCCUCGCCGCCCAGCACGUCGGCUAGCUGGGACUCGCGCCACUCGUCCCCGCUCGCGCGCGGCCCCAGCCCCGGCCCCGUGCCGCUCAUCCCAAACGUGCAUGCUACGCCGAGGCGGCCGUCGCCGCCGUCCUCGGCCUCCACCGCCUCGGGGCACGGCAGGCCGCCGCUCCCCCUGUUCGAGCCGCUCCCCGGUCCGUCGGCGUACCGCCACGUUCCGCGCAGCUCGCUCCCGACCUCUGCGGCGCCCUCGCCCCCCGUCCCGCCGCUGUCUAUCGGCCGCUCGGCGGGCCGCGCUCUGCUGCAAGCGUCAGCGAGCUCGACGUCGUCCGCGUCCGUCGCGCACUCGCACUCGCACUCGUCCGUCGCGCACUCAUCCAUCGCGCACUCGCACUCGCCCGACCUCUCGGUACCGUCCUCGACGCCGUCAACGUCGCCCUCCACACCGUCCAUCACCCCGCCAACACCGUCCGUCGCCACCCUCUCCACGCCACCGAGCGUGCCCGUCCCCCGCCCGCCAACGCCACCAAGGCCACAGGAGAAGCCAGAACGCGGGUUCAUCAACAACCUCCUCUUCCCGAGGUCGACACUCCAGGACCUCACGCCCCGGGAUAUCCCAGACCUCACACCGCGGGACAUUCCCGACCUCACCCCGCGCGACAUCCCAGACCUGACCCCCAAGGCCGCAAUGGAGCCAAUACCAGACCUCACGCCCGCGCACGGGGCGGCGCCACGGCUCGCACUCCCAGACCUGACGCAGCGGCUCCAGCUCCCAGACUUUGGCGACCUCGCCGACCUGACCCCGCGCGCGGCGGACGCGCAGCUCCGCCCCGUGUCGCCUGCGCCGCCGGUGCCGCCGCCCAAGUCCACCAAGGCGCCGCGCGCGCGCAUCCCCGAGCCGGAGGUGGAGAGCGCCACGCCGCCGCCCGUCGCGUUCGAGGCGACCGCGUCCGCCCUCCCGCCAGCCAACACGGGCCCGCUCCCGGCGUCGCAUCCCUUCGCACGGGCGCUGCACGGCGCUGUCGGCAGGAGGAGGUCAGACUCGACGGGCUCGAGCGGGUCCGCUGCGCCGUCGACUAAGCCCCGCGACUCGGAGGCCAGUGCGGGCGGCGGGAGCAUCAGCAUCUCGGCCAAGGUGACCCGCGGAGGGUAUGGGGACCUCGAUGUCGUCGCCUUGCGCCGCGUACAUGAGCGCCGGGUCGGCGAGGCGGAGCGCCUCGUCCGUGAGGCUGAGGACGCCGCGCGCACCGCGCACGAGGCGCGGCGGAUCGCGGAGGAUGCGGCACGCCGCGCAGACGAGGCAAAGGGUAAGGUUGAGGAGAUGCGCGCGCGCCUCAGACGCGUAGAGGCCAGUGUAGGCUUGUCGUCGUAG